This is a messenger RNA of Tarenaya hassleriana, 1393 nucleotides long. RefSeq names its product ethylene response sensor 1-like. The record is from RefSeq and is a predicted model, not a curated record. The annotation marks the transcript as partial. Lineage: Eukaryota; Viridiplantae; Streptophyta; Magnoliopsida; Brassicales; Cleomaceae. Gene Ontology annotation, biological process: phosphorylation; signal transduction. The transcript has 5 exons. Gene Ontology annotation, molecular function: ethylene binding; ethylene receptor activity; phosphorelay sensor kinase activity. Gene Ontology annotation, cellular component: endoplasmic reticulum.
UUUCUGAUUCUCCACGCCGCAAACUUGGGCCCGCAUCUCUCAAAUUUCCAAGUCAGUGAUUGGUCUGAUCUCUCUGGAAAAGGUUAUGCUGUCAUGGUCCUGAUUCUCCCCGCAGAUGGUGUUAGAAAAUGGCGAGAUCAUGAAUUGGACCUUGUUGAAGUCGUGGCAGAUCAGGUGGCUGUGGCUCUCUCACAUGCUGCAAUUCUGGAGGAAUCAAUGCACGCUCGGGACCAGCUAAUGGAGCAAAAUUUUGCUUUAGAUAAGGCUCGUCAAGAGGCGGAGAUGGCUGUACAUGCUCGGAAUGAUUUCCUAGCUGUCAUGAAUCACGAGAUGAGGACUCCAAUGCAUGCCAUUAUCUCGCUGUCGUCACUUCUCAUGGAGACUGAGCUGUCCCCAGAGCAAAGAGUCAUGAUCGAGACAAUACUGAAAAAUAGCAACCUUGUGGCCACUCUCAUCAGUGACGUUCUGGAUCUUUCCAGACUAGAAGACGGGAGCUUAGUUUUGGAAAAUGAACCAUUCAAUCUCCAGGGGGUCUUUGGAGAGGUAAUCUCUCUAAUAAAGCCCAUCGCGUCAGUGAAGAAACUUUCAACAAAUUUGAUUCUGUCGGCCGACUUACCAGUUUAUGCAGUUGGAGAUGAGAAACGCCUGAUGCAAACAAUUCUUAAUAUAAUGGGAAACGCCGUGAAAUUCACCAAGGAUGGAUAUGUCUCCAUCGUAGCUUCUAUCUUGAAACCGGAGUCCUUGAGAGAUUGGCAAUCCCCAGAAUUCUAUCCAGUCCCAAGUGACAACCACUUCUAUUUAUGCGUACAGGUGAAGGAUACAGGGUGUGGUAUACACCCGCAAGAUAUACCCUAUCUGUUCACAAAGUUUGUGCAGCCACAUACAGGAUCACACAGAAACCAAGCUGGUGGAGGGCUGGGACUCGCCCUCUGCAAGCGAUUCGCGGGGCUAAUGGGAGGACACAUAUGGAUAGAGAGCGAGGGGCUGGAGAAAGGAUGCACGACUUCCUUCAUCAUCAGGCUCGGAGUAUGCAACGCUCCUCCGACCAAUUCACCCGCACUCCGCCUGGCCGUCAAAUCUCAGAGCAGGCAGUUGAACUGGUGAUCUGAGAUAUACAGAGACUUCUUUUACGAAACCUCCGUCUGGAAAAGACCUUAUUUAACUACGUAACGGUACGGUGAGUAAGUGAGCUCAUACGCAAAUGAAACGGGAAGCACUCGGAACCUUGGGACUGGUAGUGUUUUUACGCAACUUAUGGUUUUGUUGUUGUUGUAAAUAACUAAUCCGAUUGACAGGACAAGGGUUGUAUUGUCACCAUGAUUGGACAAUCCGAAUAUUAUACCUUAAUAAGUGUUUUCAGGUGAAUAUAAGUUUACAACGAUCGACCCGUUUA